AUGCAGAAUCAGGAUCGGAAUGCGUUGGAGUCUGAGAAGGAAACCAUAUCAUCCAUACAAACAUCCGAAACUGAUGAGCCUCUCUCAUCCUUAGCAGCAGAAUACAGUUCAGGAAACUCAAUAUUGUUGGAGAAAAUCAAGGUUCUUACGGAACAAUAUGCUGCCAUCAGGCGAGCACGCGGAGAUGGAAAUUGCUUCUUUCGUAGCUUUAUCCAUGAAGAACUUGUGCAGAGGAGUAGAGAUCAGUCAGUAUCUGAUUAUGUUGUAAUGUUCUUCCGGUUUAUUACUGCUGGCGAAAUAAGAAAGCGGUCAGAGUUCUAUGAACCAUUUAUACAAGGAUUAACAAAUGCGUCAGUGGAGCAGUUCUGCAAGUCAUCAGUGGAACCCAUGGGUGAAGAGAGUGAUCAUGUUCACAUAACAGCUCUUUCGGAUGCUCUGGGAGUAGCAAUACGUGUGGUUUAUCUCGAUAGAAGUUGCCAAGAUAAUGGCACUGUCAGUGUUAACCAUCACGAUUUUGUUCCUACAAACAACACUGGUGAUGCUCAGCCAUGCAAACCGUUUGUUAACUUGCUUUACAGGCCGGGUCAUUAUGAUAUUCUCUACCCAAAAUAA
Striga hermonthica is the source of this 612-nucleotide messenger RNA. The record is from the annotation of a GenBank genome assembly. NCBI's taxonomy places the organism in Eukaryota, Viridiplantae, Streptophyta, Magnoliopsida, Lamiales, Orobanchaceae.